CAACGCAGCUGUUUUGAGGCCAAGAAUAGGCCGGAUCGCGUCGUGCUCGAAGUACCGGUACCAUUCGCGUGCGCUUGUUUUAGUGCAAGUUUUUUUCUGUUUUUCGUUUCGGUUGUUUUGUUUGAUCGCGGGGAAUUUCGCUAAAGUGCAAGUCGUAUAGCAGGCAGAUGGAAACCAGAAGCCGUCGACUUUCAUUCAUGGGCGCAGAUGGCAGGUUGCCCUAAGAAGGGUACCUUCUAAGGUUAUGUGCAGUUUGGUCGCGUUUUGAGUGUGCGCAGACGGUUAGAAUGUGACUUUUUCGCUGGGCGUUUGAUCAAGUUCUUCUGUCAUGAUUGCUGCCAAUGUGCUGUGCCUGAAGAAAAAGAAGAAACGCACUUAUUCCCUAUCCAGCUGCAAGGGCGAUGGAGCCGGAACAUCGAAAAAUGAUAGCUCGAGGAACGACAGGGUUACCAUGAUACCAAUAACGGAAGACACGCCGCCUGACAUGCUGGCAGGGGCCAUGGAUUUAACUGUGCAUCUUCCCAGUGGAAAAUCAGUUAAAAUGUCAGUGGAAAGAAGCACGCCAAUGAUGGACCUAUUAGUACAAGUGACCACCACCAAUCAUCUGCAGCUGUCCAACCACACGCUGCAAGUAUUGGGCAUGGCGCCCUCUUCAGAACACAACGACAAAGUGUUGCUCUUUAAGCCCAACACCCCCAUUGGAACCCUGGAUACUCAACAUAUCCGGGUUCUCCCAAAGGAGCGGACACUGCCAGCCCCCAAGUACUCCGCCCCUGGACAUCAGCCUUUCGAAAGUACCUUCAGACUCAAAGUGCACCUGCCUAGGAACCAGCUGUACGUCACGAGAGUGAGCCGGAAUGUUCUUCUGGAAGAUAUCAUGAAGAAAGUGUGCGGCGAGAAGAAUCUGGAUCCCACCAAGUACGACUUCAAGCAUCCAGGUAAUCUGGACCAGAUUUUGGAUCCGAAAUUCACACUUAGCGACUACCAAAUCACCGAAAUCUACGUGGUGGCCAAAGGCACCACGAACUUGAACCAGGCCUUUUCCGCUGCCGACAUCAUGGUGCUGCGGAAAGAAGAAGAGCGCAAGCAGAUGCACAACAAGGCCGGAGGCGGCGUCUUCAAUCUCAUCUUCAAGCGGGGAAAAUCGAGCAUGGGUUCCGGCUCGGUAUCCAGCGACAAUCGAUCGAUUUCGCCCACUCAAAGCGACGACUCCCGAUCGGUGACUCCACCGGUGGUUCAGCCGCCCCCCGAGCGGCCGAAGCCGCCCCAAAGGAAAAGGCGGCCCGCGCCCAAGCCGCCCCAGGCGCCCGAGGCCUCUUCCACCAAGAAAACAAUCGACAACGGACUGACUAUCUGCCAUUCCCGGAAUAGCAGCGAUAGUUCCGGUUACCACGAGGCGUCUAUUUUGAGCGACCAUUGCGCCAACGCCUCCCUGCCCAGAAUGCGCCCCAAGUCCGCCUUUGUGGGCGAUUUGGUGACUGCUCAGGGUUCCUCCAACUUGAACACGAUGGUUCCACAUUCCCGCUCUACUACCAGCUUAGUAACAGGUCGUAAAAAGAAGGCAGCUCCUCCUCCUCCACCGCCCGCAGCAAUAUCGCCCGCCAGCUCAGUAGUCACCCAAUCAGCCAAUCCAAGUCCCUUAGUAGCUAGUCAAUCCGAUAACUCCGCCCAGUCAGAAUUUUCCGUGGUGCUGGAUAUUACUGAAAACCCUUCCACUAACCCCGUACCCAUACCAAAGCCGAGAACCAAAGUUUCCAGAGCCAAAAGCAACCUUCAGUCACCCACAACAAUUUCAAUUGAUAGACCUGAAAAUGCCGGAGAGCUAACUCAUGAGGAAGCGAGUGAACCUGCACCUUCUUCAGCCUCAGAAGUAUCCAGGCUCGAGCUUGGGGAUACAGAGUCAAACCAGCCGGAGGCCAAAUCGCCAGCUGCCAAAGAAUCUAGACUGAACUUCCGGCUGGAGACUCCGGAGCUGUUUCCAAUCAAUUCCAUGCCAAAGAACGACUAUUCAAUGGAGGAGAUCCUGACCAGUCUGGAGGCAGUGAAGCCUUUCAUAAUGAACACAGACAAGUCGCCCAAGAGGGCCUUGGCCGACUUGCAGCUGAUGGGAAGCAUCUUGGACGAGUCGUCCAAGGACCCAAAGCCGCCGGCAAUAGUGGGGGUAAUCCCCAAGACUCCCAAACUGGAGAAAAGGCUUCCGGCUAACAGCGACAGCUUUGGAAAGAGGCGCUGCUUCCAAAUCGGCAAGUCCUUGGAGCAGAAGUUCAACCCGGAAACUGCCAGCCUCAACAGCAAAUCCUCCAGAGGCUCCGCCAGCUUUGAGGACGAGAUUUCCGAUUUGGACGAGAACAUGUUUGCCGGAUCGCUAUCCAAAGCGUCCACGAGGAAACGGCCCGAAGUUUUCAAUCAGCUGUUCGGAAUCCACAGCUUUGAGGGCCGGCUUCCUUUUAACUCCAACUCUCCGGACCAAAUUGGUAUCAGAAACCAACCGGCUGGCGCACCCGAACCAGAAUCGGCAACAUCGGCAACUUUGCCUCUUGAGCAAACCCCCCGCGAUAGUCCCCCCCUUCCUUUGCAGCAGCAGGAGAAAAGUUUGGAUUCAGCUGACAGUGGAACUCGCUUAAGUGGCAAGGGGGACCGAGAGGAGGGCUUCCAAACGCCACCCCCGCCACCUCUGUUGGAUGAAAUCGAAGCUGAUGCGCCGCCCCUUCCAGUCACGCCGCCUCCACAGUUGAUCAAACUGGAAGCAGAGCUGGUAGAUGUUGACUGGCAGUAUCAGCUGCCAUCGCCGCCCGGAGCUUUCCGGGAUUCUAGUCCAGUCCCCAUUGUAGGCCCGGAAAGCGACUUCAAAGACUCAGUCGUCACCUCUCCCGAACUUUUCGAGAAGCUGAAGUCCUUGGAAGAGAGCCAGUCGGUGAGGAGUGAGACUAGCGAGGAGCCCUUGAACACGCUCACGCUGGAGCACUUGGAGAAGCGAAAGUCGCUGGUCUACAACCGAGAGCUUGCUACCAGCCUGAAGAUGACUGAUAGUUUAGAAAGUAGCGCUAAGAGUUCGGAAGCCUUUGCAAGCUCUCGGGGAGGGUUCCAGAUCGAUCCAGACAAGCCAAAGCAUCCGCCGAAGCCGGCCAGGUCCCAAUCACAGCAUUACACGCUACCAAACUUCAAAAUUUCCACCUAUGAUGUGCCUAAGCAUCAAAACAUCAAGGUUUUUGAGGAUGACACUAUCCGCAGCAGCACGCACUUGGGAAAAACCCACCUGGAAGAGUCCGUCUGGAAGAGGCAUUCAGUGGACGAGGCUCCAAAGGAGCAUGCCACUCAAGCCAGUGCUGUUUCUCGAUCGGGGUCGUUUUCCAGCGAUAGUCGGACGCCUUUGAAGCCGGUAUCCAGAUCCAAAUCCACUCUGACCUUAAACAAGUACCAAGCAGGUCGCAAGGAGGCAGGCACCAACAUGUCCAGGAGCAAUAGUCUGUUUGAUGUGUCCGGACUGCAGAGCCUAGAGGUAAUGAAGCUAAUCCAGAACAAGCUGAACACGCCGCCGGGCUCCCAAGAGCAAUUGCCUAGAGAGGAGCCUCAUGACGACACCCACGCUUCUCCAAAGCCGGUGAGGAAGUUUUACCGCGGCCCUCCAGCUGUAAAUAUGUCCACUUGGUCGGAACGCCCCAAAGUCCCAGUCGCAGUGAAGGCAGAUGAGGACUACAAGCUGGGCAACGCAUCGAAACCCCAAGAGGAGCACGGAGGAGCGGAGAUCACUCAAAAGUCUGGCAACGUGGUGAUUCGGAUCGGGGCCAAUAAAAGCUCCUUGUUGGGGCCUGCGGGGUACCGCAGGCCGUUGGCCAAUUUAAACGGAAGCACGCGGCCUGUCCAAAGGCCCCAUUCCAUUGCCCUGGACUUGUCCAGGGUACCAGUGGUGCGCUCUAUGGAACUAAAGAAGCCGUUCCAGGAGGCGCAAACUGGCAACACCUCCAUUACGCACCUCAACCAGGACCAGGAGGAGUUCAAGUCGUUGCAGAGUCACUAUGGAGAGAACGAUCCAGACCGGCGAGUGUUUCGAGCGGGGAGCUUUCGACCUGUGGACGUGCAGGGGGCUCCAGUGGUGCGCGGGUUCAAGUCAGGAAGCAUCGAGAUCAACAAUAGACUAUCCUGGAACCCUUCCAUGACUCUCCCCGCACGGUCCCAGAUGGAUAAAGGCUUCAACACGAACCAGUUCGUUCCAUUUUCGCAGUCGGUUCUGAGAAGGACCGAGUCCAGCAAGCGCUACAUUCCAGAUCCCAAGCCAGUGGGGUCCUGCACCUCAUUGCCCCCACCACCUCCGGAAAUGCCCAGAGUGGUGCUCAGAAGGGCUGCGCCACAGGAACGAAACCAAAUAAGUCCGUCGGAUCCUCGCGACCAACUUCUGGAGUCGAUCAGGAACUUCGGCGGCAAAAAGGGCCUUCGAGCCGCCAAAGUUUGACUCGCCAGUCGUCAUUUGUACAUAAUAUCCGUUCUCCAAGCUCAAUUCCUUAAAGUGAUUAUUAUCUGCGCGCUGUUUGUAUAGUCUACCCCUAAUAUUUAUGAAUAAAUUGUGUAGUUUUGGUCAUAAUCGAAAUAAUAAUAUCGUAGCAGUCGGUAGGUUUGUUAAAUAUUCACAUAAUCAAUCAGUACAUAAUAUAGGGACCAAAGGUUUUAUGGAUAUAUUAUUUAUUUGUUACAUACAUUGUCUAUUAUUACAUAAUAAAUUUAUUCAAUUUAA
Molecule: messenger RNA, 4729 nt
Organism: Dendroctonus ponderosae (mountain pine beetle)
Lineage: Eukaryota; Metazoa; Arthropoda; Insecta; Coleoptera; Curculionidae
Exons: 11
Coding region: 329-4450 (1373 amino acids)
Molecular function (GO): actin monomer binding
Source: RefSeq, a predicted model, not a curated record